Messenger RNA from Etheostoma spectabile (orangethroat darter), 3281 nucleotides. RefSeq names its product contactin-4-like. Gene Ontology annotation, biological process: brain development; axon guidance; cell-cell adhesion. The record is from RefSeq and is a predicted model, not a curated record. Gene Ontology annotation, cellular component: plasma membrane; axon. Gene Ontology annotation, molecular function: cell-cell adhesion mediator activity. Lineage: Eukaryota; Metazoa; Chordata; Actinopteri; Perciformes; Percidae.
CAUGAUAGGGUUCAGGCGAAUAAUGGAGUGCUGACGAUCAGUAGCUUGAAUCUGGCUGACAUCGGCAUGUACCAGUGCGUGGCAGAGAACAAGCAUGGCCGAAUCUUCACCAACGCCGAGCUCCGAGUCAUAGCUAUCGCUCCAGACUUCUCCCAGAACUUGUUGAAGGCCCAAACUCUAGCCCGACAGGGUGGCGACAUUCUGAUCGAAUGCAAGCCUAAGAUGUCUCCCCGGGGAGUAAUUUCUUGGAGGAAGGGGAAGGAAGCCCUAAGAGAGAACCACAGUACCAGAGUUACUGUGUUGGAUAAUGGCAGCCUACGGAUUUCCAACGUUACUAAAAUGGAUGCUGGACUCUACACAUGUGUAGCCAGAAACCAGUUUGGGGUAGCCAGCAGUGCUGGCAGCCUAUUGGUUAAAGAGCCAACUUUGAUCACCAGUCCAGCAGGUCAUCUGGACGUAACCGUAGGUGAGAGCAUUGUGCUGCCCUGCCAAGUGUCUCAUGACCCCACGCUGGACCUCAAGUUCACCUGGUUCUUCAAUGAGCAGCUAAUCCACUUUGGAAGCCACUGGGCAUAUUUUGAAAAAGUUGGUGGGCGCUCAGCUGGAGACAUCAUGAUCCGGAACAUUCAACUGAGGCAUGCUGGGAAAUAUACAUGUGCCGUUCAGACCAAGGUGGACAGUGUGUCUAUUGCCACUGAUGUGGUAGUCAGAGGUCCCCCAGGCCCCCCUGUGGACUGUCAGGUAACUGAUAUGACAGAGACCACUGCUUCUCUGUCCUGGGGACCCGGGAUGGACAACCACAGCCCCAUCCUCAGCUACACCAUCCAGGCCAGAACGCCCUUCUCUCUGGGAUGGCAAGCUGUAACCACCGUUCCAGAGCUGCUCAAGGGAAAGCAGCUGUCAUCUACUGUCAUUGACUUGAGUCCCUGGGUGGAGUACGAGUUCAGAGUCCUGGCAACCAACAGCAUAGGAACAGGAGAGCCCAGCAAACCCUCCAAAAAGGCCCGCACCAAAGAAAUGCUUCCCAGGGUGACUCCGGCCAGAGUGAAUGGUGGUGGUGGAGGACGUUCAGAGCUGGUCAUCACGUGGGAGCCUGUUCCUGAGGAGCUGCAAAGCGGUCCGGGCUUUGGCUACGUGGUGGCUUUCCGCCCACUCGGGGCGCAGGGCUGGAUGCAGGCUGCUGUCACGUCCCCGGAUGCCUCUAGAUAUGUCUUCAAGAAUGAGAGCAUCCCUCCCUUCUCCCCUUACCAAGUCAAAGUGGGGGUUUACAACAACAGAGGGGAAGGCCCUUUUAGUCCAGUGACCACCAUCUACUCAGCAGAAGAAGAGCCCAGCAGAGCUCCAGGGAGGCUGAGGGCAAAGAGUGUGUCAGCAUCCGAGGUAGAGGUCACCUGGAAGCCGCUGGCCUGGAGCAACAACCGCAGACGCAUCCUGGGCUAUGAGUUGCAGUACUGGGGUGAGAGGACUAAACAGGACACAGCCAGUGUGAUCAGGACAGUAGGGAAUAAAACGUCAGUACUCAUCAGGGAUCUGGAGGGCAGAAGCACAUAUCACAUGUCUCUGCGGGCCUAUAACAGUGCUGGAGUGGGUCCACAGAGCAUCAUAGUCAAUGUCACAACCAAGAAACCACCACCGAGUCAAGCCCCGGUCAAAAUCAUGUGGGACACUUCCAACUCCAAGGUCAUCCUGAGGUGGGACCAAGUGCAUGCUCUGGAGAAUGAGUCAGAAGUCACAGGAUAUAAGGUGAUGUACAGCCAGGACAAAAACAGCCGUCCCAGUGUGGUGGAGACCAACACCACCUCCUUGGAGUUGUCACUGCCGGUCAACCAGGACUACGUUAUCCAGAUCAAACUCAGUGAGGGAGGGGAAGGCAGCAGCAGCCGCCAGAUUACCAUCCCCAAGAUAGCAGGCUUCAUAGCCACGGGAGCAGCCCCAGAGUCUUCUGCAUUUCCCUUGGUUAACCUUGCAGCAUUAAUCCUCACAGCCAGGACUGUACUAUGACAAACAUCUGCAUCAACCAGGUACUACAGCUGCUUAUUAAGAAGAGAAACAGCUGGUCAGAGACAACAAGAGACUGACAGCCACAUUUCCACCUGCUCCCUCCUUUACUGUGUCUUUUCUCUUCUUUCUACAAAGAUCUCUUUGUGAGGAUUUUUUUCCCCUCCACCUUUUAAAAGGAAUUGAAAAGAACUGGCUUUUUCAGUAGUUGCUUUUCUGGAAGUGAAAGGACACCGUGACUCUACAGCAGUCUCUUUGAAGAUGUUUCUUUCUUUGCUCCCUUCUGACCAGUGGAUAUUCUCAUAUGGUUUUAAGCUUGAAGGCCCAGUGGUGUGUGAUGCACAAUGUAUUUCCUGUGGGACUGCGCAGGUUCGGUUAAACGGAUAUUGUAUGUACCUCUGGACUUUUCAUGGAUGCUGGAAUUAGAAUUUGGGAUGAAGGAGACCUUACAUAGCUCAUUGUAAUGUGAGUGAAGUUAUAUUUUAACUACGUUCAAGACAAGAAAAUUGUUUUCCCCUUUCUUUUUGGGAAACCUGCUGCACUGUCUAAGAAGAAAAACCACUAUUAUCCCUGCCAAGCUAAGCCUCAUUGCUUGAUGAAAAAAAACAACCAUUUGGGACCUUUGUAAUUUUGCCAUGCCUUUACGUUACUCCACAUUACAUUGAAACCUCAAGAGUUGCCAUGAAACUGACUUUAACCAAAGGUAUUGAGCCAACAAGGUUCAGUUCCACCUGUUGUAUCAUUGUGAAAAAAUGCAGUGUGUACACCCUCUAUAUGGCUUCCGUUGUAAACAGCAGACUUGUUUUGAUUAAUUGAUGUCUUACCUUCCUCCCUCACCCAUGAUAAGUGUGUAACAAAGGCACGCUGAGCCACAUUGUUGUACACUGUAUGUAUGAAAUCCUCAGGUCCCAAAUGCGCCUUAAGUCUUAUGAUUAUUAUCCAUGAUGUUAUUAUUUAAGAGUUUUAUUUAUUGUCCUCCUUUGUUUAUCCAAAUUUUGUUUCAGCUCACUCAUACUGUAAUUUAUGAAUAACUGACCUUACUGUACGCUGUAUGGAUUCUUCACUUUUGUUACUCUUUAGAUCAUAUUCUUUGGGCCAGAAACAUGCCUUUUUCCUAUGUCUUUCAUAAUGAGCAUUGUAAUACAGUACAAGUGACAGUAAUUACUGACUUUUCUAUAAUAGCUUAUUACAAAGUAGGGGUGGUAUUUUACUGUCAGCUGCUGUUUGGCAUGAGAUUGGUCAGUGUACGUACCUAUGUUGCUAAGGAUGUCUGAAUGGAUCAA